CGCCUCCGCAGCUGUCACUGCGGCAGCUACGCCCUCACCGGCUAAUUCACAAACAUAUUUCUUUAUUUUAUUUGUGUGUAAGUGAUUUUGGCGGACACAGAGGGCUUUGGUGCGGUAUCCGUGCCAAGCCGCGGCGAGCGGAGCGGAAGUGGCUGUGCGACAGGCGCAGGACAUUUAGCGCCACUCGGAGCAACUCCUCCCCGGUUCCUCUGCUCAUCUGUUCUGAAGGCGCCAGAUCAGAGGAACCAGGCUGGCCUAGCCAAACAAAGCAGCGCUCAGCACCAGGCAGGGCGGCUCGUUUGGACCCGGUUCUGCUGACGCAGAGAAGAGUGAACUUCAAGGGCAGAAUCCUGAGGUUUACUCACACGGUGUCACCGAGCUCACGGACCAUCAUGAGAGGGCAGAGGGAUGAGAAGGAACCCAGGUCUGCAGCACCCACAGAGAAACCAGUCCGAGCGAGGAAGAGGAAGGCAGAUGUUGCUGUUCAUUUACCAGAUCUGGAUGAAGAGGAGGCAGAGCUGAUGAAGAAGAAGAAGCAUCGCGAGUGUGAGGUGAGUCUGAGUCCCGACUACACGAGCCCACAAAGGUGGAGCCCCGGACCCGAGCAGGAAGACCACCCUCAGGCCUCCCGGAUCAAUGCUGGCCUCCUUUACUACGAUAUCCAGAACAUUUUUGUCACUCCGGUUCACUGUGCUCCUCUGCCGGCACUGUGCUGGGCCAGUAAGGAUGUGGUGUGGACCAACAUGUUGGAGAAGGAUAAGAGCUACACCAGGGACGUCCACAUGCUGGAGAAGCAUCCUCAUCUACAGCCCAAGAUGAGAGCAGUUCUCCUGGACUGGCUCAUGGAGGUGAGUGAGGUGUAUAAACUCCACAGGGAGACGUAUCAUCUCGCUCAGGACUACUUUGACCGCUUCAUGGCCACUCAGAGAAAUGUCUUCAAGUCCACACUACAGCUCAUCGGCAUCACUUGUCUUUUCAUUGCAGCCAAAGUGGAGGAGAUGUACCCUCCUAAAGUCCACCAGUUUGCCUACGUCACAGAUGAAGCCUGUACAGAGGACGACAUUCUCAGUAUGGAGAUCAUCGUUAUGAAGGAGCUGAAGUGGAGUCUCAGUCCACAGACUCCCAUCUCCUGGCUCAACGUUUACAUGCAGGUGGCCUACCUGACCGACUCGGAGAAGCUGCUGAUUCCCACCUACCCCCAGCAGACCUUCACACAGAUCGCACAGCUGCUGGACCUGUGCUUGUUGGAUGUGAGGUGCCUCGAGUUUUCCAACGGUGUUCUUGCCGCUUCAGCACUUUUCCACUUUUCCUCUCUGGAGUUGGUGGAAAACGUUUCAGCUCUGAAAAGGGUGGAGGUGGAGGAGUGUGUCAGGUGGAUGGUGCCAUUUGCCAUGGUGCUGCGAGAGGCCGGAGACUCAAGAAUGAAAGCGUUCCUGGGAAUCCCUCCCGAGGACACGCACAACAUCCAAAGCCACGCCCCCUUUCUAACAUGGCUGGACAAGGCCCACUCCUACCAGAAUACGGACCUGGAGCACCACAGCAGCUGUCCAGUUCCCUCCGGUGUCCUGACUCCUCCUCUGAGCAGCGAGAAAGCUGAGGAAGCGGUCCGUGUGGAAGCUGCGGUUCCGAAGAUGAGACCUAGGAUGAGUUUACCUUCCCUCCAACACCACCUGCUGGAGUAGACCCUGCCCAGGUCACGGCCGUAGCUUCUGUUGAUCCCACCGACUGAUGAAACUGGGACGGUUUUCCCCUCCUCCCUUCAAGCGUUGCCUUCUGCAUGUGCAGACCUGCCAUGGACUCAUCAGAUCUCUACACAAAUGUUUUUAACUGCGGUGCUCCCAGAUGUUUGCAUCAAUUGCCGACCACUCUUUUUAUCUUCUAUGCAGACGGCUAAUUGAGAGAACGUUUUCCAGAUUCAUUACUUGAUUUUGGGUGUUUGAUUUUUUUAUUGUGAUUUAAUUAAUUUUUUUUAUUCAGUCAUUUGCCCAGUAACCCUUUCUAGGGUCCUACAUGACCCUAUGUGCUGCUAAAAAUGGGCUUUGCAUGAUGGGAAAUGUUCUUUCUGGUUCUCCUCUGGCUGAAACCAGAUGGUGUUUGGUUCUGGGACCAGUAGCUUGGCUACCUCAAAGGACAGGUGAACCAGCCAGGCUUCAAAAGCUCUAAUGUGGAUUUAUUUAACUUGAUCACAAAUGGCUGUUUUACGUCCCAAGUGUUGUUUUUUUAAAUGCUGCUAAAUGACUUCUAUAAAAGCAUCUGAAAGCUG
Nothobranchius furzeri (turquoise killifish) is the source of this 2263-nucleotide messenger RNA. RefSeq names its product cyclin E1 (gene ccne1). Gene Ontology annotation, molecular function: cyclin-dependent protein serine/threonine kinase regulator activity. Gene Ontology annotation, biological process: G1/S transition of mitotic cell cycle; regulation of cyclin-dependent protein serine/threonine kinase activity. Gene Ontology annotation, cellular component: cyclin E1-CDK2 complex; nucleus; cytoplasm. NCBI's taxonomy places the organism in Eukaryota, Metazoa, Chordata, Actinopteri, Cyprinodontiformes, Nothobranchiidae. The record is from RefSeq and is a predicted model, not a curated record.